Molecule: messenger RNA, 1266 nt
Organism: Plasmodium yoelii
Lineage: Eukaryota; Apicomplexa; Aconoidasida; Haemosporida; Plasmodiidae
Product: conserved Plasmodium protein, unknown function
Exons: 1
Coding region: 1-1266 (421 amino acids)
Source: RefSeq, a predicted model, not a curated record
AUGUUUAAUUUUUUUUUUUUUCUUUUAACAAUAUAUUUACUCUUCGCUACCUGCGUUGUCAACGUAAAGGCCCAAAGCGAAAGUAUUAUAAAGACUGAGAGCAUAGAGAUUAGUUACGAUGAAAAUUCAAGACAUUUAUACAUCGAUAGCAUUAAUAAGGACAAUUGCAAUAAACAAAAAUAUUAUAUAAAUGAGCAAUGUAAAAUAGAUAAUCCCAUGGAAAAUAAUGCUGAAAAUGAGAGAAUGUCAUGUUUAAACGGAGACAAUUGCUCUGAUAUAUUAACAUAUAUAUAUGAAAAAAAUGGAAUAGAUAUAGUUCAUGAAAAAGAUUAUCACAAAUUCCCUUUUUACGAUGAUUUAAGUUAUGAAAUAAUGGGAUGCGAUAAAAUAGUAUAUUUAAAUAAAAAUAUAAAGUGUGUAUGUUGUAUAGAAAAUCGAAACAAUGGGCUCGAAGAAAACACAGAAGAGCCAAUCAUAGAUUUAGAAAAAACAAAAAUUGACAAUCUUUAUAAUUUCAAAGAAUGCAAAUGCAUAUUAAAUUAUCAAUUAAAAAAAAAUGAAAUUAUUAAUUCUAACAAAUGCGAUAACUUUAAUUGUGCAGAAGGAUUUUGUACCCUUCAAUUAAAUGGACAACCUUAUUGUUCUUGUUUUGAAAAUUAUUAUUUUGAUAAAAAACUUAAUUCAUGCACAAAACAUGAACAACAAAUUCAAAAACAUGAUGAUGAUUCAAUACCAAAAAGUUUAUCAUCUGAUCCAAUAAAUGAUCCCCAAAGUUUUGACCAGGACGAGGAUACAAACAAUCACAAAUCCACUAGCCAACAUGAAGAUACAUCAACAAAUAAUGAUACCAAUGUUUUAAUCCCAGAUCCAAAUCUUCAGGAUUGCCAAGAAGAUAGAUUAACAGAUGAAACUUCACAAUGUAAAAAAGGAAACAAGGAUAAUGAGAAUAAUACAAAGGAAAAUAUUUGCCUUAGGUUAGAAUGCUUUAUUAAUUCAAACAAACCCGAAUGCGUUUGUUUAAAUAAAAAUGGAGAUAAAAUAUCAAAUAAUAUAUUUGAUGUUUCAAAUAUAUCUAUCUGCACACUUAAUAAUAUUAAUUGUGAUUAUGGUAUAUGUAAUAACAUAUUAAAUAAAAAUGAACUUGGAUGUAUUUGUGAUAAAAAUUACAAAUAUAAUCAUUCAUUAAAAACGUGUAUUAGUUCCUCUAAAAUACAUAUUUUAAAUUUUACAAUCUUAUUUUUAUUGUUUUUAUUAUCAUUUAUAUAA